Molecule: messenger RNA, 2571 nt
Organism: Acaromyces ingoldii
Lineage: Eukaryota; Fungi; Basidiomycota; Exobasidiomycetes; Exobasidiales; Cryptobasidiaceae
Product: acyltransferase-domain-containing protein
Exons: 8
Coding region: 1-2571 (856 amino acids)
Cellular component (GO): mitochondrial membrane
Source: RefSeq, a predicted model, not a curated record
AUGGCACCCGAUCCCUCUGCAAAGGGUGUCGCGUCCAAUUCCAGGACGGCGUCGACGCCUGCUGGCGAUGCCUCGCUACCUCCGCCAUCGAGCUCGCUCCCUUCGUCCAAGGCCACGCUCCCUCCCUUGAUCAACCAGCUAUCGGACCUCGGUGGAGCGCAGAAGAAUGGGUCGGGCCAUCGGAGCAGCGACGUUGACCUGGCCGCAAAGGCGCUCAAGGGUGCAAACCACGGUGAUGCAGGGGGACCCACGUUUGGCGCAGCGUCGGAGGACGACGCAACGAGCGACGAACUCAACGUCGUGGCCGCAUACAAGGCACACUUUCGAGAGGAUCCCGUUGCGUUCCUGCAGCAGGUCUGGGCCUAUGGCCAAGGAAGCGGCUGGCGAGGGUACUCAAACUACAUCGGUGCGCCGAUUCUGUACCCGGGCCAAUCGGACGCCGUAAUCCGAGAUAUCAUGAGUUCGGAGCAAGUCCGUAGCCGCAUCACCCGCCUUGCACACCAGAGAGUGGACAACCUCCUCGCUUCAUUCAAGCAGCGAAAGCGUCAAGAAAUCGAAGCCCAGCUCCAGGACGUGGCCCGAUCUAUGGCAGAGAAGAGUGUGGCUAGACUCGACUCGCUCACCUUUCUGCGGAUCUUCGCUGCCACGAUAAACAACGUCCUUGUCCGAAUGUACCACCAGGGCAUCCACAUUUCCGUGCCUCAAGUCCUCGAGCUGAGGAGGGUUGCGGCCUUUUGCGCAGAGCGCAAAUACUCGAUCUUCUUUCUGCCGUGCCACAAGAGCCACAUCGACUACCUCACCUUCAGCUUCCUCCUCUUUCGCCUGGGCCUCUCCCUGCCCCAUAUCGUUGCAGGCGAGAACCUCGACCUGCCCGUCGUCGGCAACAUCUUGCGUGGCGGCGGUGGCUUCUUUAUCAGGCGCGCUUUCUCGGGUGACGAGCUGUACCCCGUCGUGAUCAAAGAAUACAUUGAACAGCUUCUGUCAAAGGGCAAGAACAUCGAAUGCUUCAUCGAGGGCACGCGAUCGCGAACAGGCAAGUUGCUCCCUCCCAAGUUGGGCAUCUUGAAGUACGUCAUCGACAGCAUCCUCGAGCAGAGGACCGAGGAUGUCUACAUCUGCCCAGUCAGCAUCCAGUACGACGACGUCGUUGAGGCAGAGACUUUUGUGUCGGAGUUGUUGGGCAAGCCAAAGGAGGCAGAAUCGCUCUUUGGCCUCUUGUCGGGCUCCGGCAGCCUUCUCAGCCUUCAGAUGGGUCGGAUAGAUGUCCGUUUCCAAAUUCCUUGGUCGCUCAAAGGCUUCAUCAAAGAACAGACGAAGCGACGAGAAGCGCCCGGGCCAAAUGGAACAAAAGUGGAGCUCGAUCUGCUCAACAAUGCUCAACACAAGUCCUUGCUCCUCAAGGCGCUCGGUUACCGUACGCUGUCCGACAUCAACCGAGCGGGCGUCGUGAUGCCUGCUGCUCUCGUGGGCACCGUCAUCCUGACCCUUCGAGGCCGAGGCGUCGGCAGGAGCGAGCUCAUCCGCCGAGUCGAAUGGUUACGGGAUCAGAUUCUUGCGAGAGGCUACCAGGUUGCUGAUUUCGGGCAGAUGUCGACGGGCGAGGUCGUCGAUCGUGCUUUGACGACGAUGAAGGACCUGAUCCAGGUUCAGACCGACGUCAUGGAACCGACGUUCCUCCCGCUCAAGCGCUUUGAGCUGAGCUUCUAUCGGAACCAGGUCAUCCAUAUCUUCGUCAACGAGAGCUUGCUCAGUGUCGCCCUCUACACCCGCGUCAAACAGGGCGGCAGCACGCCAAUGCAGCGGAUGGAGCUGAGCGCUCUGACCAGAGAGUGCGGGUGGAUCAGCCAUAUCCUUCGGAAUGAGUUCGUGUAUGGGACAGACCCUCUCGAGACAAACGUUCGCAAGAUUGUCGACGAGAUGACGCGCGACGAGAUCCUCGAGCAGAGCGACGCGAGCACGGGCGAGACGAUCAGCGACGAUGCCUUGAUUGGCCUGACGCAGAAACAGCGCGACCUGGGCCGCAGGGACUUUGACGCCUACCUCUUCCUCGUCUGGCCUUUCAUCGAGGGAUACUGGCUAGCGGCGUGCAGCCUCCUGCUCCUUGCAGGGCCCGGAACGCAAGAGGAGGGGGAGCCCGCCUCUUCUUCCUCCUCGACGAUUCACUGGUAUGCGGCAAAGGAGUUUGAGUCGAGAGCCCAGCUGUUUGGAAAGACAAUGUACAGCCAGGGCGAGCUGAGCUACCUCGAGGCCGUCUCUGCCCAGACAAUCUCACAGGCCAUCACUCGGUACGAGGAACUGGGCAUCGUUGUCCGCCGCAAGUCUUCCGCCGCCAAGCCUGUGCCGCUCAUCGCACUCGAUCCGUCUUACAAGCCGCGGCUGCAGCAGACGCAGCAGCAGCAGGGCGGCAAGCUAUGGGAAUUCUUGGAGAGGCUGAGUGCGUUCAGAAGAGAGGGCAAAGAUCGCCGAGACGCGGGCGACGUCGUGGGCGAGAGGCUGUUAGAUGUGAUUGGGAGAAACUACCCGACGCCAGUAGAGACGACACGGCACACGGACGGUCACGCGAGGAUCUAG